AAGAAAGGAUGUGGAGUGGACUGCUACCUCCUGGCCUAAAUGAAAGUGAUGUUGAAUUGAAUUCUGAAGAUGAAGACACACUAGAGAACGCCGGGCCUUCAUUAGAGGAAGAUAAAGAAGAUGGGACCGUUACAAAAGCAGAGCUCUCCGAUCCCCCUACAGAGGGACCGGAAGCUGAAGCAGGGGCAAAUGUAAACGCAUACGAAGAGUGUCCUUCAGGAAUUCCCUCACAUAUUGUGGAAUGUAGAAAUUUCAAGGAAUUACAUAAGAAACACUCUGAACAGGAAACCUCAUCUCAGAUUCAGGAGAAAAGAAAACGCUCCAAAAAAGGUAAAUUGAAGAAUGAAGAAGAAUCUCAGAGUGAACAGUCCUCAAGUCAAACCCAAUGGAAGGAACUUACUCAGUAUUUUGAAGUCAACGACAGAUUUGAACCCCCUGUUAAAAGAAAAAAAAUAGAUACUUCAGGCCUUGAAAAGAGCAUAGACCAGGCUGUGGAAGAGUGGAAUAUUGAGAAAGCUGAGGAACUCAGCAACCAGCUCGCUACCCGGGAGCUUGGUGUAAAAAUUGCCAAAGCGAUUGCCUGCCACAACUUUGUAAAAGCCAAAAAGGAAGCUGAAAAUUCACAGGUUGCUCGAAAAAAGAAGAAACUUGCAUGGGGAUUUGAAGCAAAGAAGAGAUGGGAAACCAAAAGCAACAUGGGAUAUAUGUAACUUGCCAGAGUUUCUUCAAGACACUGUAUCUUUACUUGAGCUUUUCCUUGAGUCUUCAAUUGCUCAAUUUACUUGAAAAGGUUUUCCUGCUUAUGUUAAAUAAUAUUUCAGGAAAUUGAUAGAAGUAGAAAAAAGAAGCAUAAAAUUUGGGAGUUGAUUAUCAAAUAAAUCUUUUCAAGCUUUUUCUAACGAGUCCAUCCUAUUGAAGUGAAUGAAAUUGAGUGUUCUGUUGUUUGUACAAGGAAUCUAAGCAUACAUACAGGGGAAAAAAGAUAGACAUUUAUUUAUUUAUUUAUGUAGACCUACAGUAUAAAAUCAAUUUUACUUUUCAUCCAUUUGGUGUAGCAUAGCCAAUGAGCUCCUUGUACUUUCUUAUCUGUACUCAGUGUAACUGCACUUAUCCUGGAAUUGUGUUUUUAAGAUUGGCAUUUGUUUAUAAUGGAUUAGUCAUAAGUGCAAGAAAAUUUCAAUUGAUAGUAUCUUUACAAAUGAGUUUAUCUUACUGUUAUAAAAGUAAUUGUUGGUUCUUUAUUGGAUGCAGUAGAGUUGAUACCUCACAGUCACAUAAUAAAAGCAGUGGAUUAAUUUUUGUGUACCUUCCGAUAAAAUAUAAUUUUUAAAAAGGACAGAAUGUACUAUUUGGAGGAUGAUUUAAAUUCAGCUCUGCCUGGAAAUGCCUUCCUAAAUAUUUCUCUCGGCCAUGUAAUUCUUUAAAUUAUGAGAUGAUUCUUAGAAGAGAAAGUGGUGUAAUUAUAUUAGAAUGUUAUAACUCAAGACAAUAUAACUUUGAACCUUCUAAGAAUGUGGUUUGAUUGUUUUUACUACACUUCCCCGUUACUCCUUAAAAGAUGGAAUGAAUUAAGGAGGAUAAAAAGAGGACUGGUGCAAUGGGAAGUAGUUUUCAUUAAGUGUGUGUGUCAUAGUCCGAACUAGAAGGGGCUUUGGGAAAUCAUAUAACCAGCUGGUCAGAAGACCACGGCUGGAGGCUUUCAUUUUUUUAGCAGGCUUUUGGUAAUUUGGCACCUCCCUACUUGGUGCUCAGUAGAAGUAAAGAACUAUUUCUCAUGGUUUUCAUCAGUUCGCCUUCCUUCUUCAACCUUCAUGACAGGUCUGCUAGCUACCUGGUGGGAACUUCUGCUGGGUUCAUAAUAUCAAUUCAGGAACAUAGAAAACGUGUCAUUAUAAUUCUAUUAUUUUGCUAUUUUUAGAUUUAUAAUAGUAACAAAAUUUUACUAAUCUGUAGUGGCAUAUUUCAUGUUUUAUCUGUGUUCUGAAAUAAGUGAAUAAGUUGCUAUUUAAGAGAACAAAAAUCAUAUCUUGUUUUCACUUCGUUGAGAAAAGCCAGUAUAGAGAAAGCAAGAUUUUAGGAGAUUGUUAAUCUAUUAUGGAAUUCAUCAUGAAAAGGUGUCCAGACGAAAUAUCGGAAAAUCUUCUAUUAGGUUGGUGCAAAAGUAAUUUCGGUUUAGGGCGGCCGAUGUCUCAGCUGGUUAGAGCAC
Messenger RNA from Rhinolophus ferrumequinum (greater horseshoe bat), 2206 nucleotides. RefSeq names its product family with sequence similarity 204 member A (gene FAM204A). NCBI's taxonomy places the organism in Eukaryota, Metazoa, Chordata, Mammalia, Chiroptera, Rhinolophidae. The record is from RefSeq and is a predicted model, not a curated record.